This is a messenger RNA of Brettanomyces nanus, 960 nucleotides long. RefSeq lists its product as uncharacterized. The transcript has a single exon. NCBI's taxonomy places the organism in Eukaryota, Fungi, Ascomycota, Pichiomycetes, Pichiales, Pichiaceae. Gene Ontology annotation, molecular function: ribokinase activity. Gene Ontology annotation, biological process: D-ribose metabolic process. The record is from RefSeq and is a predicted model, not a curated record. The coding region runs from base 1 to 960 and encodes 319 amino acids.
AUGAUAACUGUUAUAGGUUCCCUCAACUACGACUUUGUGACGUUUACAAGUCGUGUUCAUUGCCCUGGUGAAACCGUUCUAGGUGAUGCAUUUGAGCAGCAUUUAGGAGGCAAAGGAUUGAACGAGACAAUUGCCACUGCCCGUUUGAGCCCGGCCUGCUCAAAAAUGGUUCGUCUCUGGGGAAAGGUGGGCAACGAUCUUUUUGGAGAGCAGAUGAUUUCUGCUCUCAAUGAUGCCGGCGUGUGCACAUCGUUGGUUAGUGUGGUUCCAGGAGUCUCAUCCGGCUCUGCUACCAUCAUUGUGGAGCACGACGGCGGUGAAAACCGGAUUAUCGUGAUUGGUGGUGCAAACAGUACUUUGAAGCCUACAGAGGAAGAGUAUAAGGCAGCAUUCAAGGACUCAGCUGCUGGGGACUACGCUAUCAUUCAGAAUGAGUACCCGGACCCUAUUGGAUCUAUUAGAUGGUUGCGCAAGAACAAACCAGAAAUCAAAAUCGUGUACAACCCUUCUCCGAUGAAGCCAGACUGGGUAUCAAUAGAGAUUCUUAAUAUGGUAGACUAUCUCGUGGUGAAUCAGGGGGAAGCUAAAGAUUUGUGGGAACUACUCAAGGACGACAAGCUUAAUUUACAAGAGUCCGUUAGGGAUUUUGCAAAAUUUGUUUUGCAGGACCUACAAGAACUACUAUCACGUCCUGAUAUUGUAAUAACACUCGGUGGGGAGGGCUGCAUUUUCACGAAUGAGAAAAAUACGGUCUACAUUCCUAGUGUUAAGGUGACCAGCCUCGUGGAUACUACAGGUGCAGGAGAUACCUUUCUCGGUGGAUUCGUCAGCCAGUUGCAUUCGGGUAAGAGUGCAAAGGAUGCUAUCGAAUUUGCCUCUGUGGCAUCGUCCAUGGCUAUCCAACACAGGGGAGCUGCAGAAAGUAUACCGGUCUAUGAACAGGUCCAAAAGCAGUAUUAA